UUAGAUUAUCGAGAGGUCACCAUGAAACCGUUUCUUUUUCUGUUUCUCCUGGAAAUACACGGCACGGUGGGAUCGACUCACUCUCUGAGAUAUUUCUACACUUCUUCCUCUGGAGUCUCAAACUUUCCAGAGUUUGUAGCUGUUGGUUUGGUUGAUGAAGUUCAGAUGAUUCACUAUGACAGCAACACACAGAAAGCAGAGUUUAAGCAGCAGUGGAUGGAGAAAGCUGCAGAAGAUGAUCCACAGUAUUUGUCCCGCCAGACUAACAGGCUCAUGAACAGCCAGCAGGUCUUUAAAGGCAACAUCGACACUUUGAAGCAGCGAUUCAACCAAACUGGAGGUGUUCACAUUAACCAGAUGAUAAUGUAUGGCUGUGAAUGGGAUAAUGAAACUGGAAAGGUUAAAGGUUAUGAUCAGCAUGGCUAUGAUGGAGAAGACUUUGUGGCGCUUGACCUGGACACAGAGACGUGGAUCGCUCCAACACCUCAGGCUGUCACCACCAAAAUGAAGUGGGAUAAGAACAGGGCUCUGAUUGCUCAGAAAAAGAACUACCUCACCCAGGAGUGUCCUGAGUGGCUGAAGAAGUAUGUGAACUAUGGGAGGAGCUCUCUGAUGAAAAACAGCAUCUAUCUUCUCUUCUCUCCAGUUCUUCCCUCACUGUCUCUCCUCCAGAAGACUCCCUCCUCUCCGGUCACCUGUCACGCUACAGGUUUCAAUCCUAACAGAGCUGAAUUGGUUUGGAGGAAAGAUGGAGUGGAGCUUCAUGAGGGUGUGAACAAAGGAGAGAUCCUUCCCAUCAAUGAUGGCAACUUUCAGAUGAGUGUUAAUCUGGAUCUUUCAUCAGUCAGACCUGAAGACUGGCAGAGGUACAACUGUGUGUUUCAGUUCUCUGGUGUGAACGAGGACAUCGUUACCAAACUGGACAAAGCCAUGAUCCGGACCAACAAGGGUAAAAGAAAGUCCCUUGCAAUCCUGAUCACCAUUGCAACGCUUGUUCUUGCUGUAAUUACUUUCAUUGUCUACAAAAAGAGAACAGAAAAACAUCCCCCAUCUCCUGUAGAGAACACUGAGAUACAGGAGCAAGUGAUUCCUAAAGCCUAA
Messenger RNA from Pelmatolapia mariae (spotted tilapia), 1101 nucleotides. RefSeq names its product DLA class I histocompatibility antigen, A9/A9 alpha chain-like. Gene Ontology annotation, biological process: immune response. Gene Ontology annotation, cellular component: external side of plasma membrane. The record is from RefSeq and is a predicted model, not a curated record. Bases 22 to 1101 code for a protein of 359 amino acids. The transcript is spliced from 8 exons. NCBI's taxonomy places the organism in Eukaryota, Metazoa, Chordata, Actinopteri, Cichliformes, Cichlidae.